AUUUGAAAAACGUGGUUCCAGCUUUGUUUUUAUGUAAUGUUUUCUGUGCGGCUUAUUUCGCCCCCUCCAGCCGUCCACAUGGGCCACAGAUCCAGAUAUUCACCCGUCUACAGAUGCAUCACAGCAGGUCCUCAGUCGUUUUGUUAACGCGCUGUAAGUACGGGAUGACCAUCUGACUCCUCUGGCACCUUAACAGGGUUUGGGCUUUGAUCUGGUCUCAGUCACCUGACACCACACACACACGGUGCUCGGCUCCACCUCGCUCGGCGGGUGUGUGUGCGUGUGUGUGUGUGAAGAAGAUCCAGCCCGUCAUUUCAAGGUUAUCUCCUGCAGCAGCCACACUUUUCGGAUCCUAUGGGAAUUUUGAUAACCGCAGUUUUCCUCUGGGCUGUCGUCGGAGUGGGAAGCCGGCCAGUUACCUCACCCCUUAAUGAUGCAAAGGUUGAAUGUAUUAUUCAGGAGACACUGAAUGAAGACGGGACCCAACAUGAGUGUGGCUCACAGCUAGCAGAGGAACUUGAUGAAGUGCAAAGACACCACGGUCUGCUCAGGGAGCUGCAGAAGCUGGCUGUUGAUGAGAGAGAAAGGGAGAGAGAAGACGAGAGGGAGCGAUAUGAGUACAACCUGGCGGACGAUGAGAGCGACUUCGAGCAAGGGGAUGAGGAGGAGAAGGAGGAAAGAGACGUGACCAACAAUCCAAAACAGACAGAGGACAAUAAAGAGGACAAGACAGAGGUAGAUGACACGAAGCAGAAGAUGAUGGAGGAGCCACGGAUCGAAGACCGAGGGAGGGACAAUGAGGAGGAGCGAGCCAAGGAGCUGGAGGAGCUGCUAGCUGAAGAGAUCACCAAGAAAGGGAAGGAGGAGAAGAAUGAUGAGGAGCUCAAAGAACUGCUGAAAGAGCUGAAGAAGAAACGCUACGAGGCGUCGAAGGAGCGGGAGAACCUGAAAGGCUCUGGAGCUGAGCAGAAGGAGGAAGUGGAGGAAAAGAAGGAAAAGGGGGACAAAGAGAGGGAGGCGGAAAAAGAGGAGGACAUGGAGAAGCAGAGGAUGGAGGAGAGGAGGAAGAACGAGGUGGAGCUGAUGGUGGAGAAGGAGAAGGUGGAGAAGGAGCUAAAAGAGCUGCUCAAAGAGCAGGACAGCAAGGGCAAGCCAGAGCAGGAGAGGGCGAGGAAGGAGAAGCAGGAGGAGCUGGAGGAGCUCGUCAGGAAGAUGAAACGGGUGCAGGAGGAGGAGGAGCAGGAGACGCUGGGUGUGAAGAAAGAGGAUGAUGAAAGGACGGCGGAGGACAAGGGUGAGAACAAGGAGGACGAAGAAGACAAGGAGAAAGACAAGACAGCAGAGAACGAAGUGAAGAAGGGGGAAGGGGAGGCUGUGGCGGAGGUGAAGGAGCCGCAGCAGAAGAGGGAGAUGGAGAAGGCGAGCGACGAGGCCACGCAACAGUUUGAGCGGGAGAGGUUCAAGGAUGAGGACGAGGAGGACGAGGAAGAUGAGGACGAGGAUGACUUUGUCAGAGAGGAUGAGGAGGGGCCAGAAGAGGAAGAUGAGGAGGAGGAGGAGGGUGAUGCUGAGGAAGAUGAAGGGGAGGAGCUGCUCGAAAUUGAAGCAGAGCUGCGCAAAGUCGCUGCAGAGCUGAGGGAGCUUCGCAGAGGAUAAGACACGAAUACACACUCACACACACGCACGCACGCACACACACACACACACACACACACACACACACACACACACACACACACACACACACACACACACACACACACACACACACACACACACACAAACACACACACAGAGCAGACGGACAAAACCCUUUGUUGCAUUCACAGUCACACAUUCCGCUCGCACAUUUUCCAUUUAACAGCCUUCAAAUCCCCACAGCACUCAGAGAAAUGUCUUCGGAUGUGAAUCUGUAAAUGGACAUUAGUAGAAACUGUUGUUUCAUUGCUGCUUUUUAGAUUGCCUGGAAAAGGCUGCCACAGUUUCCUCCAUGCUCAUUUGAAUGUUGGCGCGUCGAUGAAAAAAACGUGCGUUUUUCCAGAGAAUCGGAAAGAUCGUUGUGUCCAUUUCUCACUCGUGUUCCUUACUCAGUUCCUGUAAAUGCUGUUUGUAAAGUAGACAGGUGAUUUCACUUCAUUUGUAAAACUGCCAUGAAUGCAAAGCAUCCAGCACUUUCAUUCAAAUGUUACUUUGAAUGCUGAUUGCCAACCACACAAACACCAUCACCUUUGAAAUCUGAGUUAUGAAUACUGUCCAGCAGUGCUUCUUUUCUCUGACGGUAUCAUCCUUGAAGGUGUGUUUUUGGUGGGAAAAAAAACAAUUCCCUGCUAUAAGUAAUAUACACUAUGUACUUCAGUAUAUAUUUUGUGCAAUAACUGAUAACUAUGUGUAAGCUGUUCCUGCUGUUCUGACUGUUAACGAUAUGCAUUACUGAUAUUUCUAAACUCCUCGUUUCUUCGAUGAUAAAGUAGACCCAAGGAUUGUGUUUCAUUUGGCUCACGCACUGUUAAAACCAGACUGUUUGAGACGAACCAGGGUGACACAGAGGGAGCUGAAAUUCUGCCACGUAUGUCAGAUGUUGUGUUUGUCUCGAGGUGGUUGGUGUGGGCUGACAGUACGUGAUGUACUUGGAGCUUACAAGGUCUAAAAGUGUCACUUCAGGUUCUCAGCCAGCUUUGCACUCUUAUCUUAACAAGCCAAGGAGGAGUCGAGGGAAGAGGGAGACACUAAAGCCAUUUUGUUGUCUUUUGGUAACAAUGACGUUGAUAAAUGCUUAGUUGUGUAACGUCGCAGUUUUCAUGGCUGUCGUGUCAUCCGUGUAAAUAUCAGAUUAUCAUGGUCUGUAAGCCAAGGUCAUAAGAAAUAUGAAGCAACAUCGCCCCCAAGAGGACACUGGGUAGAAAUGCACACGGUGCAGGAUUAACAGGGUUACCACUGGAGGCCCAUUUACUGCAAUAACACAAAUAGAUUACAGCACACGCAAAUGCAAUAAUUAGCCAAAUAAUGAAUUAUUUAAUGUAUUUAAAUAUGUAUUCACAAUACAUUAUAUAGUACUCGUAUAGCAUAUAUAACAUCUCUUUUUUCUACACAGCCAAGAUUUACAAUACGUUUCUGUAUUCGAACACUGGCGAGGCAGUCGGUCAACUUGUGUAAACACGUGGUAGUAACACACAUGAUCAGUAAACACUGAUGAGCUCACUACUGUCUAUUCCAAAGAUGACAUGUUUGUUCACUUGAGUAUAAACAAAACAAAUAAUGUACUGUAGUUUCCUUUUUCUAUAGAAGUGCAAAAUGUUUCCACAAAAUGUAUCUUACAAACCAGCAGGAAAGACGUAGGAGAUGUCUGUGGGGGGGUGACACAAGGGCAUAAAGGACAUUUCGAACAACAGGAAGAAAAAAAAAAUUAGAACAAGAUCACCAUUUGUAAUAUUACUGGCCAAUCAGAGUGCUGUAUUUUGUGCCUGCUGUAUCUUCUUCUACGCUACCCGUCAAUCAAUAAACAGAAAGGUAUUAAACCAUCA
Messenger RNA from Acanthopagrus latus (yellowfin seabream), 3521 nucleotides. Its product is annotated as vicilin-like seed storage protein At2g18540. The transcript has 6 exons. Lineage: Eukaryota; Metazoa; Chordata; Actinopteri; Spariformes; Sparidae. The record is from RefSeq and is a predicted model, not a curated record. The coding region runs from base 355 to 1656 and encodes 433 amino acids.